Corylus avellana is the source of this 459-nucleotide messenger RNA. Lineage: Eukaryota; Viridiplantae; Streptophyta; Magnoliopsida; Fagales; Betulaceae. The record is from RefSeq and is a predicted model, not a curated record.
AUGGAACUGUUUGUUGUUCUAGCGAGGAAAAUCUGGUUAAGGAGAAAUUCAGUAAUAUAUGGAGAAACUUUUCUUCACCUGACCCGAUUAGUACAGGAAGCUCAGACUUCAUUGGAGGAAUUUCAAAGAGUGAAUAAUAAGGCCCAAUGUGCAGCAGCAAAUAACAGUGACCCAGCUGGUGUAUUAUGGAAUCCUCCACCGCAUAGUAUGAUUAAGAUGAAUUGGGAUGCUGGGCUGAAUUUGAAGGAGGGGCGUGUGGGGUUGGGACUUAUAGCUCGCGAUUCAAAUGGUACAGUUCUUGCUACGAGGAGCCUGUCUCUUGCUAUUCAAACCGAGUCAACGACAGCCAAAGCUUUAGCAACGGUGUAUGCUAUUACUUUUUGCAAGGAGUUGGGCUUUGAUAAUAUCAUCUAUGAAAGUGACUCCAUGCAAGUUAUUAAGACUAUUGUUUCAGAAUGA